AACAACAAGUUGUAUUUUUUUUCCUGUAGACGUUUCCUCAUAAACUCCCAAUAACCACGGCAAGAAGUCCGUGGGUCCGUGGGCACAUCGGCCCACAGUCCUCUCUGGCCUUCUGUCCUUCUACACAUACCACAGGGGCACCCGUGGGGCAUCCACCCGUGGCUUCUUCCUCCGUCGGGGACAUUCUCUCAUGACAGUCCUCCUCUGCUGCUUGGAUGGCCUUCCUUCCCACCCGGCGGCCCGCUGACCUCUCCUGGCAUGGCCAUUGACCUGGAGCCUCUCCUGACCCUAGUUCCUGUGGAUGGAGGCCACGCCACUCCGACGUUCCAAGAGGCGGAUGGGGAAAAGUGCACCAGGAGGACAAAUAGAGGCUGGCCCGGCCACGGCAACCAGGGGGAGGCCCUUCUGAAGGGAGGAGGGGAAGGGGCGAAAUCGGGCGAACUGGAGAAGAGAGCCAUUUGGAAGCGCCCAGAUGGACCGCCAGGAGCUGCUAGAGGAGAACUUCGGCGGGCAGCGAGUGUUUGAAGCCCAUGGAUCUAAAGGACAGAGAAGGAGAGGCGGGCGCCGCGGGCCGGUUUCCCCGGCUGGAGAAAGGGGAGCCCAUGAUCCGGAUCCCCUGGGGCCUCCGGGAGCCCAAGACGUGCUUCCCAGAAAUGCUCGCUUCGGACCCGGCCUCGUUACAGGUUUCGGGGAAGAGGACAGCACCGGGUCCCUCCCUCCCCUCCUCUGUGAUAAGAUGGAGGCGACGGCUUCUCCUCUCCCCUGGCACGGCGUCUGUCAGGAGGCGCUCCUCUCCGGCAGCCAGCCACGCUUCCCGGGCUCGCCGUGGGCUGCACUGUGCCAUCGAGGCCCCUUCCCCCCUCAUUGGGCUCUGGCUGGUGUUUCUUUAAAUAGCCCCCUCCUCCCCUGCCUGGCGGCGGGGCUCUGCCAGGUUCCCUCCGCGCUAGGUAACAUCCAUCAGGACUCCGCAUUGCGCGUUGGCUGCCCUGCCCUCUCCCGCGGCUCGGCCAGCCCGCUGCAGAGGCACCUCCGAGCCUGGGGCUGAGCCCCAGCAUCUCGCCAUCCCUCCCAUCGCUUUCUCUGGUCCGAGGGCUCGCAUUCUCGCGUUCUCGCGUACCGGGCUGGGGGAAGGGCCGAAGGGAGGGAGGCGCUGAGGGCAAACUAGUUUUUCCCAUUCGAUUUUGUCGGCGGGGAUCCUCCCGGGGAGCCAAUGGGGUGACGCGGCUCUCGCUGCAGAUUCCGGCUGCGGGGCUUCAGCCUGACGGUCCAGGGCCAAACUGCGGGUGCUGAGGACAGCUCCGGUUUGCCCAGAGACAAAGAGCCGGCUUGGCGCUGAAGGAGGAGAGAAAUUGAGCCCAGAGAAAUGAAAUGACCUUUCCCAGACUCCCAAGGAGUUGGAUUCUCUAGGCCAGGAAGAGGUUCCGGCUCUGCUGGUUCUUCCUGCUCCCGAGGGGCCGGCCAUGUGGGCCUCCCGGGUGCUUUGGGGAAGCCUGGGCUUCCUGCGCAUCGCCUGGUGUCUCCUCCCGCAGACGGGCUACCUGCAUCCCGAUGAAUUCUUCCAGUCGCCCGAGGUCAUGGCAGAAGACGUCCUGGGCCUCGAGGUCUAUCGUCCCUGGGAAUUCCUCCCCAGCUCACCCUGCCGGACGGUCGUGUUCCCUCUGCUGACCAGCGGCUCCGUGUUCUGGCUGCUGGAGCUGCUGGACCAGCUGGACCUCUGGCCAGGCUCAGUCAGCAGCUACACCCUGCUGGUCGGCCCCCGCCUGGUCUUCACAGCCCUCUCCUUUGCUCUGGACUGGGCCGUGUACCGGGCGGCGCCGCUCUGGGGGGCCGACCCUUGGCACGCCUUGGUCCUGCUGGCCGGCUCCUACGUCACCCUGGUCUUCUACACGAGGACCUUGGCCAACGCCAUGGAGGGCCUGCUGUUCAUGUGGCUGCUGGUGCUGGUCUCCCCGGGCCUGGGUAGUGACGGGGCCGAUGGGAAACCGAGUCCCAGGGGUGGGAGGCACAGCUGGCUCCUGGGUGCCUUGGUGGCUGCAGGGUUCUUCAACAGGCCCACGUUCUUGGGCUUUGCCCUUCUGCCCCUGCUCUUCUGGUCCAAUGGCUGCACCACAGUGCUGGCUCUUAGUAUGAAGCCCCUGGUCCAGAGCAUGCUGGAGCUGCUCCCCGGGGCCAUGCUGGUGGCCACCAUGUUUGUGGCUGUAGAUACGUGGUACUACUGCUCCCGGCUAGGGCUGGGCCCCCACCUUGUCCUGACUCCCGCCCACUUCCUCAGCUAUAACCUGGACCCCCAGAACCUGGCCCAACAUGGCACCCACCUCCGCCUCACUCACCUGGCCGUCAAUGGCGUCCUGCUCUUUGGGAUUCUGCACCUCGAGGCAGUGAUGGCUGCAUGGAGAGCCCUGAAGGAAAGCUUCAGCCUCUUGGCUCAGCGUCAGACUCCUUGGGCCCAUGCCUGGACCAUCCUGAACAGGCAGAACGUCCUCCUCCUCUUCUACUUUGUCCCCCUGGCCCUGCUCUCCCUCUUCAGCCACCAAGAGCCCCGGUUCUUGGUCCCCCUCCUGGGGCCCUUGACUCUAUUCAGCAGUCAGAAGGGCCGUGGGGCUGCCUGGUGGAGAGCCCCAGCAGUCACUGUCUUCAACGUUCUUGGGGCCUUGUUCUUUGGCUGCCUUCACCAGGGUGGCCUAGUUCCUUGCCUAUCCCAUUUGGAGCACAGUAUUCACUCUGCAGCUCCCAAAGGCCAGCUCUCCCACUUCACCCUCCUCUUCACUCACACCUACAUGCCACCCCGUUACCUCCUCUAUCUGCGAGGGCAGGAGCCCCCCGUGGAGGUCAUUGACCUCGGAGGGGCAGACAGUGGGGCCCUUUGCCAGACCCUUGACCAGCUCACCAGCCAGUCAAUCUGCAACAUUGCUGGGGGAGAUCGGCUCUGCCGAAUCUUUGUGGUGACCCCUGGGACAGUCAGGGAAGCCGUGGCCACCUGUCCCUUCCACCUGAGGAAUGAGACCCGGGUGUUUCCCCACCUGACUCUGGAGGACCCGCCUGUGCUCUCUGACCUGCUGGGCAGUGACUGGAGGAACUCUCUUGAGCUCUACAUCCUUGAAGUGGGAGAACGGAGGGAGCAAUGACCUUUGGAGAAGAGGGUGAAGCCCUCUUCUCAUCUUGGUGACCCUGGAAGCUCCUUUGUCUAGUAAGACUUGUUCAGUCCCUGCUCCCUCUGCGGUGUCCCCAGCAGGACCCCCAGGCAGAUCGACUUGGCACCAAAGCGUGUUUCCAUCCCAGUCAUAGGUCACAACUCUCUAGAACCCAAGCCAAAGACAACUCUUUGUUGGCCAAACUCUGACCCCUGGCUACUGGCUGCACUCCUAAAUGCUGUCAGUAUGGUGUUCCAUUCUGGGCAUCACAUGUCCAGAGAUAAAGACAACCCGAAGCUUGCCUAAAGAGAUGGUGAAGGAACUUGGAAGAUGAAUUGAAGAAACUUAGAAUAUUGAGUCUGAACAAAGGUCUUGGGGGGAGGUAGAGUAUAGGGGGGAGACUGACUAAGAGGACAUGAUCACCUUCUGGGUAUAUGUGAAGGGCUUUCUCCAUUUGGGAAGGGGAGGGCCAGCAGGAAGAACAAUGACAGAAGAAGGCAAAUUUCAAGAAGGUAGAUUUUCAUCCUAACAGAAUCUCUGCUUGGGAGAGGAGAAGGGUGGAAGAAAGGAAGAAAAGAAGGGAGGGAGGAAGGAAGGAAAGAAGGAAGGAAGGAAGGAAGGAAGGAAGGAAGGAAGGAAGGAAGAAAGGAAGAAAAGAAGGGAGGGAGGAAGGAAGGAAGGAAGGAAGGAA
Molecule: messenger RNA, 3822 nt
Organism: Monodelphis domestica (gray short-tailed opossum)
Lineage: Eukaryota; Metazoa; Chordata; Mammalia; Didelphimorphia; Didelphidae
Gene: PIGZ
Product: phosphatidylinositol glycan anchor biosynthesis class Z (Gwada blood group)
Biological process (GO): GPI anchor biosynthetic process
Cellular component (GO): endoplasmic reticulum membrane
Molecular function (GO): alpha-1,2-mannosyltransferase activity
Source: RefSeq, a predicted model, not a curated record